CGUAAAUAAGACGUCAUCAGGGCCGGCGCCAGCCUCCAAGCCUGACGGGAUUGUGGCGGUCCUGUCUCCCAACUCGGAAGCUACCGCUGCCUCUGGGACGCGCUCAAGAUGGCGACCUCGCUGGGUUCCAACACCUACAACAGGCAGAACUGGGAGGAUGCGGACUUCCCCAUUCUGUGCCAGACGUGUCUUGGAGAAAAUCCGUAUAUCCGAAUGACCAAAGAAAAGUAUGGAAAGGAAUGCAAAAUCUGUGCCAGGCCAUUCACUGUGUUCCGCUGGUGCCCUGGGGUCCGCAUGCGUUUCAAGAAGACUGAAGUGUGCCAGACCUGCAGUAAAUUGAAGAAUGUCUGUCAGACCUGCCUCUUGGACCUCGAGUAUGGCCUGCCCAUCCAGGUUCGUGAUGCAGGACUGUCUUUUAAAGAUGACAUGCCAAAAUCUGACGUCAACAAAGAGUACUACACACAGAAUAUGGAGAGAGAAAUUUCCAACUCUGAUGGGACACGGCCAGUCGGCAUGCUGGGGAAGGCCACCUCCACCAGUGACAUGCUGCUCAAACUGGCCCGGACCACACCCUACUACAAACGGAACCGGCCCCACAUUUGUUCCUUCUGGGUGAAAGGAGAGUGUAAAAGAGGCGAGGAAUGUCCAUACAGACAUGAGAAGCCUACAGAUCCAGAUGAUCCCCUUGCUGAUCAGAAUAUUAAAGACCGAUAUUAUGGAAUCAAUGAUCCUGUAGCGGAUAAGCUUCUAAAACGGGCUUCAACCAUGCCCCGUCUGGACCCACCAGAGGACAAGACCAUCACCACACUCUAUGUUGGGGGUCUGGGUGAUACCAUUACUGAGACAGAUCUAAGAAAUCACUUCUACCAGUUUGGAGAGAUUCGGACGAUCACUGUUGUUCAGAGACAGCAGUGUGCUUUUAUCCAGUUUGCCACAAGGCAGGCCGCAGAAGUGGCUGCUGAGAAGUCCUUUAAUAAACUGAUUGUCAAUGGCCGCAGACUCAAUGUGAAAUGGGGCAGAUCCCAAGCAGCCAGAGGAAAAGAGAAGGAGAAGGAUGGAACCACAGACUCUGGGAUCAAGCUGGAGCCUGUUCCGGGACUGCCAGGGGCUCUUCCUCCUCCUCCUGCGGCAGAAGAAGAAGCCUCUGCCAAUUACUUCAACCUGCCCCCAAGUGGUCCCCCGGCUGUGGUGAACAUUGCGCUGCCACCACCCCCUGGCAUCGCUCCACCCCCACCCCCAGGUUUUGGGCCACACAUGUUCCACCCAAUGGGACCACCCCCUCCUUUCAUGAGGGCCCCAGGACCAAUCCACUACCCUUCUCAGGACCCGCAGAGGAUGGGGGCUCAUGCUGGGAAACACAGCAGCCCCUAGCACAUUCUUACCACUCUGGGGCUACGUGGAAGAAAGGGCGCUUAAAAAUCCCAGUAAAUGAAUCUUGGAAUAAAUCUAUUUUUCCUUCCUUUGUAGUUUCCAUGGUAGCUGAAUGUGUUCAGAUGUGGGCAGUUGGAGAAUGGCAGCCAUGCUUUCCUACACGUAUUCA
This is a messenger RNA of Oryctolagus cuniculus (rabbit), 1540 nucleotides long. RefSeq names its product RNA binding motif protein 22 (gene RBM22). The record is from RefSeq and is a predicted model, not a curated record. Gene Ontology annotation, molecular function: metal ion binding; pre-mRNA binding; U6 snRNA binding. Lineage: Eukaryota; Metazoa; Chordata; Mammalia; Lagomorpha; Leporidae. Gene Ontology annotation, cellular component: U2-type catalytic step 2 spliceosome; U2-type catalytic step 1 spliceosome; Prp19 complex.